UUUGCACUGAACAACUUUGCCCCGGAACAAACAACAACUCUCGCAGAGUUUGUGUUUGUUGCUCAAAGGUGUUAAAUGUUAUUGGUGUGUUGUGGAAGCUAGUUGAUUGUUGAUGAAUAAAAUCAAAUACGUAGAGCUGUUUUUAUGAUAAGAUAAUAGGGGCGAUAUAAACAGAGCAGCAAAAUGGAUCACGAAUUCCAGAUGAGUGUGACCAAAGCCUUGCACCCCUCGGAGCAGCCAUUAAAAAUGAAACAUGCCCGUUCGGUGAUUAUUGCAACACAUCGCUAUAAAGGUGCAAAAAUGUUCUGGAACAUUGUUACGCGACAGCCGUUGAUGGAGCACCGUUUCACUGCUUGGAAAUUUUGUCAUGUACUGCAUAAAGUGUUGCGAGAGGGUCAUGAGAAUUGCAUACGCCAUUCGCAAGUGCAUAAAACUCUAAUAUUAGAGGUGGGCAAGUUGUGGGGCCAUUUGCAUGAUGGCGUGGGCAAAUGCAUUGAGAGCUACACCCAAUUGUUGGUGAACAAAUUGGACUUCCAUCAGAAGAAUUUGGGCAUACCAGGGGCAAUUACCAUGGAUUUCAAUGAUAUACGAAAAAUCACAGGGGAUGAUUUGAAUAAUUAUUUUCAAUUGUGUGUUGAAAUAUUUGAUUAUUUGGAUUGUAUAAUUGCCCUGCAGGCGGUUAUAUUCCAGGCACUGAACACUCAUCGCCUGUCAUCGAUGACUCCCCAGGGCCAGUGUCGUUUGGCGCCACUCGUUACCAUGAUACAAGAUUCAAAUCCCCUAUAUGAUUUGUGUGUUCGUGUAUUGUUUCGUUUGCACGAUGGCAUACCCCAUGACAUAUUGGCGGGUCAUCGUACACGUUUUAAUGAAUUAUUUGUUAAAUUAAAAUAUUUUUAUGAAAAUGUACGACCAUUGCAAUACUUUUCGGAUAUCAUACAAUUACCCCACCUACCCGAUGCAGCACCGAAUUUCUCUUCGGUGCAUGAUGUGGGUAAUUACAUUGCACCCGUCAUGCAUGUUUACCAGGAGGAGGAAUUGCCUACAGUUGAGGAGAGUUUAUUGGACUUGUCAAAUUCAAGUGAAAAUAAUGCCUCGCCUGAACAACAGCCACCGACACCGGCUGAAGAGCAGAUUGAUGAGGCCCAAAUCAUGAUUGCCAAUUUGCAAGAAGAGUUAAGAGUGCGACAAGUGCAUAUUGAUCAACUGGUUAAUAUUACCAGGGAAAUGUCUAAUCUUCAGGUACGCAAUGAGGCCUUGGAGGCAGAGGUUAAUUUGACCAAGGAAAUGUUGAGAAACACCAAUCAAAUCAAAGAAAAUUUGGAGCAAAAGCUCAAGGAAAUGGAAGAACUGGAGGUAGAGGUGAAAGUGGGAGAUGACAAGUGUAAGCAGGUGGAGGAGAAAUUUGAUAAGAUAAAAACCAUGUAUGCCAAAUUAAGAGAAGAGCAUAUACAACUAUUAAGGGUCCGAAAUGAUGAUUCCAAACAGUUGAUGGCCGAACGCAAGAAAAAUGAAGACUUACAAACUGAGAUUCUAGCCCUUAAGGCCAAAGAGGAAGACUUCAGCAAAGCUGAGGAGAAAAAUGUGGUAUUGAAUGAAAAAAUUAAGGAACACGAGGAGACACUUAGCAAAAAGGAAAUAAGAUUAAAGGAACUGGAACAGCAGCUUAGUGAAUCUAAGGCAUUAUUCGAAAAACAUGAUGUCGAUAAAAGUGCCAGGAUAAGUGAAUAUGAAAAUCAAAUAAUGGAACAAAAAAUGGAAUUGAAAAAAUUCAAAGAAAACUAUGACUUGGAGGUACAAACGAAGCAGCAUGAAAUGCAAGAAUUGAUGGAAAUCAAAACACAACAUGAAACUAAUUUACAGGAGUUGCAACAACAACUCGAGGCUACCACAAAGGAUAAGGAGAAUUUAAGCCUUAAAUUGCAGGAGAUUGGAAAGGAGAUGUUGCAAAAGAUCCAAACACAUGAAAAUGAAAUGCAAAUGAAGGCGACUGAAGUUGAUCAACUGCAGGCCACGCAAGCCCAACAAAGUGAGACCAUAAAGAGUCUAGAAGACAAACAACAAGAGUUGAUACAAAUUAAAACACAACAUGAAAAUCACUUACAGGAAUUACAACAACAAUUGGAAAUCGCCGCAAAGGAUAAGGAGAAUUUAAGCCAUAAAUUGCAGGAGUUGGAAAAAGAAAUUUUGCAAAAAACCGAAAAACACGAAAGUGAAAUUAAAUUGAAAACGGUUAUGGUAGAUCAGCUGCAGGCAACACAAAGCGAACAAAGUGAGACCAUUAAGAGCUUGCAGGAUAAACUACAAGAAAGUACAGCCACCAAUGAAAAGUUUAGCCAAAAUCUUGUCAAUAUGAACGAGCAAAUCAACAAUAUUUUCGGUCAAUUGGAAACAGCCAAAAAGGAAAUUGUGGGCCAUCAAAUCAAGGAAACUAACACACGUAAUAUGAUGGACAAUUUGGUAUCCUCGUUAAAUAAAUUACUUGCAAAUAAUGUUCAAAAAGAUUUCAAUUUUAAAAAUCUCGAAAUGACCUCUGUACCGCAGGCGUGUGAAGUAAAUGUUCAGCACAUCCAAAAUCUAUUACACAAAAUGCCACAAGACUAUAAAUCCCUACAAGAAACUCAAGGUCAAAACCUUGGUCCAUUUUUGUCUUCGUAUUUAGAGUUGAGUCAGCAUUUAAAAAUAUUCCAUGAGCAUAUCAUGUUGAUUCUCAGUAAUACCACCGAUCUGAAUAAGGCCGAAGAGUUGCGGUUACUUUGCAACGAUUUGCGUCAGUCUGUUGUGAAUUUGUAUCAGGGCAUUGAACAAAGUUCGGAGGUAGCAGUAAUUGAAAAUAUUUCCCUUAAAGAGAUUAAACCCAAAUUGAAUGCCAUCCAAACGGUGGUCACUUCCUUGCAAAAUUCCUUCAGUGAAAGCCUUAAUGUGGGCGAUAUGCUGCAGCAGGAACUCAAACAAAUGGAUAACAUUAUUGAGGAGGCAACCAAGGAAAUUAUGGAUCUACUGCUGAAUACCAAAUCCCAACAUGAGGGCAUUAAACUAGAGGUCAAUGAGAAAAUUUUGGAUUCAUGUACCAAUCUCAUGCAAUGCAUUGUGGUGUUGAUACAACGUUCUCGGGAAUUGCAAAAUGAAAUUGUGUCCACCCAAAAGGGAUCUUCCACAGCCAAGGAGUUUUACAAACGUAAUAGUCAAUGGACUGAGGGUCUGAUUUCAGCCUCCAAAAGUAUUGCCAAGGGCGCCAAAUAUCUGGUGGAUGCUGCCAACAAAACCAUUGGUUCCGAUUCAGCUGAAUGUUUUGAGCUGAUUGUGGCUGCCCAAGAUAUUGCCGCCAGUACAGCUCAAUUGGUCAUUGCCAGCAAGGUUAAGGCACGAAAUGAUAGCCACAAACUUUCUAAUCUAACUAAGGCUUCGCGUGAUGUCUCAAUGGCCACGGGUCAGGUAGUGGCCACAGUGCGUGACGGCAAUAGCAAAUUGGAAUAUAAAAAUGAAAUAGAUAUAUCCAAAUUGACACCCUCCCAAAAGAAAACCAUGGAAAUGGAAAUGCAAAUCAAGGUUCUGCAAUUGGAGCAUUCACUGCAAAGUGAGCAACAAAAAUUAAUGUCAUUCCGCAAGGCAUUCUAUCAAAGUGCAGAUGAGGAUAACAUGACAUUAGUUUUAAAAGUAAAUUGUCGGGCCUGUAAUCGAGAAUGUGGCGAUUACAAACACCUGAUGGAUGAGACGCUAAUCGACGAUGAGGCCACAACGCUUGCUGCUCUGCUGAAUUAUUGCACCACAUUGGAUUGUUUCGAUGGUAAUGAAGACUUCUCCUUGCCCGAGCACAUAUGCAAUAGCUGUGUGGAACAUUUACUGCAAUCGUACCUGUUCAAGGAAAUGGUUCUACAAAAUGACCGCGACUUGCGGGAACGCAUUAAAAGGGAAAUGGAAGAAUCACAAUCCAAUCUGGAAAUUGAUCACGUAGUACAGGAGGGCGAUGAUGCUGGCAGUGAGGUGGCCAACGAUAUGAAAGAGUGCGACUUGGUGGAACAGGAAAUCGAUGUGGGCGAGGCAGAAGAGGAGAAUCUUAAGGGGAUUCCAGCAGAAAACAGAGUUGUGGAAAAGCAAAAAACAACAACGAAAAAAGAAGCCAAGAUAGAACCAAAAGCCAAGAAGGCCAAAUUGGAUGUGGUGGAUGAGCCCAAAAAAGAAGACUUAGAGGAUGAUAUUGAUGAAUAUGAAAUGGUUGAAUGGUUGGAAAUAGACGAAGAAAGUUCAACAACUAACGAGGGGCGACCUGAGUCGUCACAUCAGGAAGUGGAAGAGCAGCAUUUUAUAAGGAUCGAGGAGAAUGGUGGUGAGGAUCAAGAAUUCUUGGCUGCAGAAGACGAAGUGGAACAGUUUGAAAGCAAUGAAUCAAUAGAUGAUAGUAAAGAUUAUGAGAAGGAAAAUGGCAUUAAUCAGCAAUCCGAGAAAGAAACAGAAGAGGAUGAAGUAAAGAAAAUACCCAGAAAGAAAUUUGUUAAGACUGGUGGCUUGACUGAAGAAGACCUGAAGUGUCAAUAUUGUGGCAAACAAUUCGAUAAAAUGUGUCGUCUGCGUGAACACACCUAUGUCCAUACGGGUGAAAAGCCUCAUGUAUGUCAAAUAUGCGGUAAAAGAUCUCGUACCAAAACCCAUUACAAUGUCCACAUGUUAACACACAGUGAAGAGAAGAAAUAUCGUUGCGACAUCUGUGGCCAACAUUAUCGUACCUCGACUAGUUUAAGAGUUCAUGAACGUAAACAUUCAGAUAUACGUCCCUACGCUUGUCCCAUCUGCGAUAAAUCUUUUCACACGGCAGAACAAAAGAAAUUGCACGUUAUGAUCCACACGGGAGAAAGGCCAUACAAAUGUGAUAUGUGCGAUAAAGCUUACAGAGAAAAUCAUUCCUUGAAGCAACAUAUGCUCACACAUGGUGACAAGAAACCCUUCCAAUGUGAUGUGUGUGGCAAGGGUUUGACGCAAAUGUCAGGUUAUAGACGGCACAUGCUUUUGCACACGAACGAGUAUCCAUAUAGCUGUGAUAUAUGUGGACGACCGUUUAGAAUCUCCAGCAAUUUGGUGGCCCAUAAACGGUUACAUUUUGAUACGUUACCCUACCAAUGUACAGUCUGUUCAAAGGGUUUCAAUAAUUCAUCACGCCUAAAGAAACAUAUGCUCCAGCAUGAGAAGGACUCGACCAAAGAAUCGUUUAAGCCACGUAAACAACGUCAGGAACCAAUUGUUGUCGAUACGAAAAUGUGCAAGUCAAGAGUAGUUGAAAUUAUUUAAAAAUACCCUACAGUCAACGUUUAUAGCUAUGCCGCUAUUUGUUUGCAAUUAUUUGGAUAUUUUAAGUUCUCUUUUUUCUCUUUCUUAUUUAAUAUUAAUUCUUAUUUUCUUUUCACACAUUAUGUACGUAAUAUAUUGUUAUAUUUGCAAGUAAGAAUUACUGUAUGUCCGAAUAGAUUUUAAUGCAAAUUGUUUUAUAAGUCACAGCUUAUAAGAAUAUUUUAUUUUAUCCAUAAUGUUAAAUAAGAAUUUUAUACCUACUUUCUCUAGUGAAUAAUUGAAGAAAACUCGUGUGACAGAAAUAAAUAAAUAUUUUUGUAGAAAACAAGUAAAA
Musca domestica (house fly) is the source of this 5614-nucleotide messenger RNA. It is a transcript of the gene Hip1, whose product is annotated as huntington interacting protein related 1. The transcript has 4 exons. NCBI's taxonomy places the organism in Eukaryota, Metazoa, Arthropoda, Insecta, Diptera, Muscidae. The record is from RefSeq and is a predicted model, not a curated record. Gene Ontology annotation, cellular component: actin cortical patch; clathrin-coated vesicle; nucleus. Gene Ontology annotation, biological process: clathrin coat assembly; endocytosis; actin filament organization. The coding region runs from base 184 to 5280 and encodes 1698 amino acids. Gene Ontology annotation, molecular function: zinc ion binding; phosphatidylinositol-3,5-bisphosphate binding; phosphatidylinositol-3,4-bisphosphate binding.